AAAAUAAUAUCUAUUAUUAAAUUGUCUCCAGGUAAAGAAGUGCAGAAGCGCUGGCGUUCAAUCCGCGACUCUUACACGAAAGCAUACCGUCAGGGCAAAUGCGUGAUGCCCGACCAAUGCCCGCCGGGCAGCCGGCGCUACCAACACCACCGACAGAUGUCCUUCCUUCUCAGGGCUUUACAGAACAAAAAACCUCGUUACUCACAAGACAAAUACGAGUCAUUUUCUGAAGUAUCCAACUCUCCUCAACACCCACCUCCAGAUGACGUCAUACCAAAGAUAAAGAAUGAACUACUAGAGAAACCGUUAGAUUCAAAAACCAAACCGGACACAGAUAAACCGGAAACGGUAGACAAAGCUACAGCGACCAUAGAGGAACUGAAGAACCCGUCCCUUGAAAUCAAAAUUGAUGCAAAUUCUAUAUUGCCUGACGAUCAUUUUGAUGAUGAUAAGUUGUUUAUGAAUUCGCUUUUGCCGCUUUUUAAGAAAAUGGACGACGACACAAGAUUACUCUGUCGGAUUGAAGUGUUAAAAAUAAUCAGGUAA
This is a messenger RNA of Hyposmocoma kahamanoa, 546 nucleotides long. RefSeq lists its product as uncharacterized. The record is from RefSeq and is a predicted model, not a curated record. The annotation marks the transcript as partial. Gene Ontology annotation, molecular function: DNA binding. NCBI's taxonomy places the organism in Eukaryota, Metazoa, Arthropoda, Insecta, Lepidoptera, Cosmopterigidae. The transcript is spliced from 2 exons.